Molecule: messenger RNA, 868 nt
Organism: Numida meleagris (helmeted guineafowl)
Lineage: Eukaryota; Metazoa; Chordata; Aves; Galliformes; Numididae
Gene: NOP16
Product: NOP16 nucleolar protein
Exons: 5
Coding region: 30-572 (180 amino acids)
Biological process (GO): ribosomal large subunit biogenesis
Cellular component (GO): nucleolus
Source: RefSeq, a predicted model, not a curated record
GUGCGGUCCGGCGGCAGCGUGGGGCAGCCAUGCCGAAGGCCAAGGGGAAGAACCGGAGGCAGAAGUUCGCUUACGGCCUCAACCGCAAGCGGCUGUACCGCAGCGCCCGGCGCAAGGCCGCGCCGCGCAUCGAGUGCUCGCACAUCCGCCAUGCGUGGGACGCGACCAAGUCGGUGGCGCAGAACCUGGCCGAGAUGGGCCUGGCCGGGGACCCCAACAAGGCCGUCCCCAUCGCCAAGAGGCGGCUGCAGAGGAUGGAGACGGAGAGCGAUGGACAGGAGCAGGAGAAGACGCUUGUGCGGAAGCCCUACGUCCUGAGCGAGAUGGAAUUUGAGGCCAGUCUUCCUGAGAAGAAGUCAAAUACGCUCUCAAGAGACCUCAUUGACUAUGUGCGGUACAUGAUACAGAACCAUGGGGAGAACUACAAGGAAAUGGCUCGUGAUGAAAAGAACUACUACCAGGACACUCCUAAACAGAUCAAGAGGAAGAUCAACGUGUACAAGAAUUUCUAUCCUGAGGAGUACAAGGAUUUUGUUGCAUCACUCAAGCAGGAGAAGAUGGAUGUGCAGUGAUUGCCCCUUUUAGUCCUCUGAUUUGCCUGCAAGUGCAGGCUUGAUGCUACCUUUUCUGAACCACAAGCAGGUGACUGUCACUCAUAGGCUGUGGCUUCUGGGUAGGCUGAGCUGUGCAAAGCUUCUGGUGAUGGAGGAAGGACAUUCAUUAGACAGUUAUAACCAGGCAUGAAAGACUCUUGGCUCAGGCUUGUGGCAUGUAGACUGAAUGUGCCAUGCCACUUCCUUUUUUCUGAGUGCAAGCCGGCGCUUUUUCUACCUUGUUAAAAUAAAUUACUGUUUCAUGCUGGUGGGAA